This is a messenger RNA of Sphaerodactylus townsendi, 6247 nucleotides long. It is a transcript of the gene ORC5, whose product is annotated as origin recognition complex subunit 5. The transcript is spliced from 16 exons. Gene Ontology annotation, molecular function: DNA replication origin binding. NCBI's taxonomy places the organism in Eukaryota, Metazoa, Chordata, Lepidosauria, Squamata, Sphaerodactylidae. Gene Ontology annotation, cellular component: nucleus; nuclear origin of replication recognition complex. Gene Ontology annotation, biological process: DNA replication; DNA replication initiation. The record is from RefSeq and is a predicted model, not a curated record. Bases 183 to 1526 code for a protein of 447 amino acids.
GGGGGGGGGGCUCUCUCUCUUUGCGCGCAUGUGUUGUGGCGGCUGUUAUUUGGAGUGAACGGCGGGAACGUGUAUGGCGUUGGUGGCUCUCGCGCUCGUUCUUUGUGGCGGACUGAUCCAUUUUUCUUGUAUCUUGGGAAGUUCCAGAUGAAAACAAUUUGCUAUAAGAUUUAGAUAUUAAAAUGCCUGCUUUCAAACACCUGGCGUAUCCAGAAGAGGCUUUGCUCCAUUUGGAAAGCUUGGUACCCUGCCGAGAAUCUCAAGUGUCACACCUGUUGUCAAUCUUUGGCGAGCGUCAUCAUUAUAGUUUUCCAUCCCUUUUCAUCUAUGGACAUACAUCCAGUGGAAAGACUUAUGUGAUGCAAACUCUUCUGAAAACCUUAGAGCUUCCCCAUGUGUUCAUCAGCUGUAAGGAAUGCUUUACCUCAAGACUGCUGCUGGAGGAAGUUCUGAGACAGCUCUGGUACCUCUCCUCUGGAGAAGAGGAUCUUGCCCCUGCAUCCUGCAAUACAUUCAAUGACUUCGUUCAUUUAUUUAAGCAAGGAACAGUGACACCCAAUCUACAAAAUCAAACUGUAUAUGUUGUUUUGGAUAAUGCAGAGCAGCUCAGGGAGAUGGAGGCAAAUAUCCUGCCAGGUUUCCUUCGACUACAGGAACUGAUUGACCAGAAUGUGACUGUGGUUCUCCUUAGUGAAAUUGUGUGGGAGCUUCUUCGUCCAAAUAUGGGAUGCCUUGAGCCAAUGCUUUUGUAUUUCCCAGACUACAGCAUAGGGCAUCUACAAAAGAUUCUGUCCCAUGAUUAUCCACCAGAGUAUUCUUUUGACUUCUAUGCUGCAUACAUAAAUAUUCUUCUUGGUGUCUUCUAUCCAGUCUGCAGAGACUUGAAGGAGCUCCGACAUCUGGCUGUGCUCAAUUUUUCUAAAUAUUGUGAGCCUGUGAUCCAAGGAGAAGCAAAUGAACGAGAUACACGCCGACUUUGGAAAAAUAUUGAAUCCCACUUGAAGAAAGCCAUGCAGACUGUUUACCUGCGAGAAAUAUCAAGCUCCCAGUGGGAACAAUUACAAGAAGAAGAUGGAGAAUCUGGACAGCUGAAAGGACUUUCAGCCCAUGCUCAUGUAGAACUUCCGUAUUAUUCCAAAUUCCUUCUAAUAGCGGCGUACCUUGCUUCUUACAACCCUGCCAGAACAGAUAAAAGAUUUUUCAUGAAGCAUCGUGGAAACACUAGAAAGAAAAAAAUUCAGAAGAAACAUGAAAAGACCAGCAGUCACCUUCUUGGACCAAAGGCAUUUCCCCUGGACAGGUUAUUAGCAAUAUUACACAGCAUUAUUGACAGCAGAGUUGCUCCAACUGCAAAUAUAUUUUCCCAGAUCACAUCACUUGUGACACUACAGCUGUUAACCUUGGUAGGCCAUGACGACAUACUUAAUGGCCCAAGAUACAAAUGCAGCGUGUCUCUAGAUUUCAUCAGAAGCAUUUCAAGGACAGUGAACUUUGACAUAAUAAAGUACUUGUAUGACUUCUUGUGAAGACCCUGUGAACUGGGUGACACUGACUAAGAUUUCUCAGUAUGCUGCUUUAUGGACUUCAAAGCAGGACAAAAAUAUCCCCAAAAUUUCUUAAGUAGUCCUUAUUUGAAAUAUGCUCAAAAGCUUUACCAGCCAAAGAGAAGGCUUUUCUUGAAAAGUCCCCAGAACCAAGCUCACGUGACUCUGGAAAAUCCACAGAGAGGUGCAAAAGUCUCCUUGCCUGGGCCAGAACUCUCACAAACCAUCUAAAGCUAUCAAGACCCAAUAUAGCAUUUAAAGUUCCUGUUCCUUUGGAUACAUCAUCAUCACCUUCAUUCACACACAGCCAAAGAGAUGCCUCAUAUACCAUCUGGUCACCAGACUGAGAUGGAAAUUCUCCUGUUUAGGUGGAAAGUGUUCUGUAUAUCUCCAGUGAGGUUUCGAUAUUGUUGUGCAUUUAUUUGUUUUCAAGCCUGUCUCUGGAGAGGGACAAUAUACCUUUUCAAAAUAAAUAUAGGCAUGAUAGAGCAUUGUGAGCAAUAGUGACUGCAUAUUCUGUCAUACAGGAGGGUUGAUUCCAUGUCUUCCGCACCUUCCUGCCCAGCUCUGUAGCAUACAUGCUCAGCCAGCAAUCAGCAGAUAUUUUUGAGAGUCAACCUGGUGUAGUGGGUAACAGCAGCAGGUUCUGAUCUGGAGUACCGGGUUUGUUUUUGCCCCCUUACAAAUGAACCCUGCUGAGUGACAUUGGGCCAGUCAUAAUUUUCUCAGAACUCCCUCAGCACCACCUACCACGCAGGGUGUCGGUUGUGAGGAGGGGAAGGUGACUGUAAGCUGCUUGAAGACUUCUUUCAGUAAAGAAAAGCAGGGUAUAAAAACCAGCUCCUUUUCGAACAGAAGGUAAAUUCAUGACCUUGGAGACUUCUAAACCGGUUGCUGAGGCAGAUCUCACAAGAGGGAGGCCUGCCUCCUGUGAUCCAAGCACUUUAGUCCAACCAGCAACUUUUUGAUUGAUAACCGUUAAGUGCCCCAUUGUGCAUGAAUUUUCCAAUCUGAGCUGGCAAGUGAAGGUGCAAGAAAUGAGAAUACUUCAUUUCUUGGGAGAAAUUAAAAGGAGAUGAGUAGUCUGUUAAUGUUAAUGAUAAAUAACUUGAAACAUCCACAUUCAGGGUUCUAAUUUCAGUCCUGAAUAGAAUUUUUUAAUUUUUUUCAGUCAGCUAAAGAACACUAUUUUAAUGCCAACUAUUUCUCUUUUAAGUGCUGUUCCACAGUUUCCUUCCAGAAAUCUUUGAAUAUUCAAUAUAUUUGUGUAGCUAUACAGAAAAAAAAACUUUGACGGCCUCCUUUGCCGAAGAGAUCUUUUCUCCACUGUAGCUUUAUUGCCAAGUUGUUAACUCUGGAAGAACGAGCUGUGUGCAGGCUAUUUUCUGUACUGAAUUUUUUCAUAUUCAGAACAAGUCUCCAUGGCAAGAGCCCAUAGAAGAACUAUUCCCAAAAGGCCUUGUAACAGUAGAAAAAAACUCACACAGGUUUCUAAGAGAAAAAUGUCAGCACUAGGCAGUGGACUUUUAGAAGAUGUAGACGUUUUCAGUAAUAUUUCUUUCUACAUUAAACAAAACACUUUUAUUUCGUUUUCUACCAAUGAUGGCUCUUCAAAUCUCCAGUUAUGUGCUAUAUUUAUUAUGCACCUGCCCACAUGUAUUAGAAGUAAUAUGAAUUCUGUUCACUGAAACUGCAGAUGUUCAGGGACGUAGCAUAAAAAAUUAUUGUACUUUUAACAGUGAUCUGCAUUGAUUACACUUCAUGCAUGUUAACACCGUAGAAUAGAUGGCAGGGUUCUUACAGGAUAACAGAGUUUCAGCUAGCAUUUUUCUUAACAUGUUUUUAAAAAGAAAUACCCUACUUCAGCAGCAGAAAACAUGUUUCAGCUUGUAGACAUUCCCUGAUUCAGUCUCUGCUAUCUCCUCAUAAAAGAGCCUGGGGAAGACCUGCCGCGGACCGUGGAGAACUGGAGCAGUCAGGUUGGGUUAGAUGGACAAAACAAUUUUACGUUUAGAACAAAAAAUGGGAUAUGGAUGCCCUAGCAAAGAAACUGGCAUGUAGCAUGUAAGUCCAGAAUUAAUUUGGGGAGAGGGGAGGUAGUUUAUGCAAAAAUGCUCAAAACCUUCACUUAGCCUACUGUACUAAAACCUUAUAAAGUAGGUCAGUAGUAUUAAUGCUAGAGAUCCUCAUGAUAAAGAAGAGUUGGUUUUUAUAACUAUACUAUGUCGGCUGUUGCAGAGGGAUAGUGGCUGGCCUGAAGUCUAGCAGUGAAUUCGUGGCUGAGAGGAGAUUGUAAAUAGGGAAUCCCUGGCUCACAUCCAUGUUUGCAGGCACUACACUGUACUAGUCCCAGAAUAUUAUAUAGGUUGAUCUAAUGCACCUACCUUUUACUGUCAGAGUUCAUGGGUGUGUUUUUAAUAUCUCAGUCAAUUGAUUUCAUUUCAAAAUAAAUUUUCCCAUUUUUUAAAGAAUGUUAGUUUUAAGUGCAUCAGAAAACUGGUGACAGGACUUGAUACUGAUGAUCUGAGUUAUUUGAAACUAGGCCAACAUAUGUUUAGGCAUCAUAUUAUUAUUUGGAAGAGACUAGAAAGAUUAUCUGAUCCAGCCCCCUGGCCUGCUCUAGGAUUAACGAAUUCUAUGGCUUUAUGUACUCUAUUGACUGAAGAGCUUAAAAUUCUACAUGAUAGAAAUAUGCAAAUGAAGAAAAAUUGUCUGCAUGUUUUAUGUGGCAUAUUCUGCUUCUGCUAUUUGUAUUUUCAAGGGAUUUGGGAAAGUUUAUAGAACUGGAUGGCAAAGAGAGGGUGACGGUAUAGAGACUGAGGUUGAGUUAACAAUAGGUUAUAUAUGAAGCAGCCCUGGGGAGCUGCAAUUUGGCCUGUUAGGAAAACUAUGCUAGUACUCCUGGCAUCACCAAAUCUUUGUUGCUAUUGGGAAAAUAAUGCACUUUGGGGUGUUCGCAGGUCAAAUUAAUGGCAUGUGGGGAAAAGCUUAAUAACCUCCCCAACCCACCACAGUCCCAAUUAAAAUUCCCCUUCCUCAUGUGUGAUAAUAAACUGCUGGGAAAUCCAGUUACAACAGAAUUCCAGCCUCUUGGUUUGACCCUCAGAAUGCCAAGGUAGACCGGAAUGCUUAAAUUGAUGUAUGAAUCCCCACAGUGCUUCUCUUUUCAUUGGUAGCCAUUGCACGGAUUUAUCCAAGUAAUUUUCUGCCAUUGCAAAAGCUUCUGUAGGUGUCCCACAGAAAUUUGACUUCAUCCUUAUUUUUGCUUGGAAGUAAGCCCCACUGACUUCAAUUGUACUUGUUCUCAAGCAAAGUUAGCUUUUUCUUUGUUUUUCUGGAACUCCAAUGUUAUCCAUGGUGGGUGUGUUAACCUGGAACAUGCAUUCAAAUUUUUUAGGCUGAAAUAAUUAGAUUCAAACUACAGCCUUAUAUAACUUACUGCUAAGUAGCUAGGAGCCAUUAUGUUACUCAGGAUUUACUGAUUAUCUCCAGUAAAACAAAAGAAUCCCUGGGCCUUUAUCCCAACAGGCUGGAGACAAGAGAUAGGAUGUGCUGAGGUUGCAGAGAGACAGCAGGUGAAAUAAUUGAGCGCAGAGCAAAACACACUUCCCGUCAGAAUUGGGAUGAAAUAUUAAAGCCAGAUGCUCCUAGGGCACAAGGGGGUACCACAAAGCUUGUAACAUGGAGAAACAUAAUAUUUUGGAUGAUGUUUCUGAAAUAAAUGUGCAUAUUCUGUUAGAAAUAAGGAUUGGUUUCCAACAAUUUGGAAUAGGAAAAAGACAGGAGCAUAAAAACAGAAUAUAAAGGGUAUGAACAUGACAUGUAUAAGCAGCAAGUGUUCUCUUUCCACAGAAAGUUUCCAUUACUCAACCUUCUGAUCAAUGAAGUAUCGUUUGAAAACACACCACCAACAAAACAAGGCAAAGAUAAAUAAUGUUAAUAGAAAUUGCACAUGGAUCUUGAAAUUCUUUUAUCUUUCAGAGCAACUAUGCCAAUGGCAACCUAAGGGCCUAUGACCCCAUCUGUGAUAGAUCUUAUUAGCCAGUGACCUCAAGAGAGUCCUGGAAGAAUUUGCCAAGAUAUAAACAUUUUAUGAAAUGUAAUUUAGCCACGGGACCCUGCAUGGUGGAGUGGUGAAGGUGUUGGGAUAAGACCUGGGAAAACCAGGUUUGAAUCCUAACUUGUGUCAUGGAAACUUAUUGGGUAACUUUGGGCCAGUCACUCACUCUCAAUCCUGACUGGCUAGAUUUGGAUGGAAGACCUUCAAGGAAUACCAGAGUGAUGUGGAAGCAGGCAAUGGCAAACCAUCUCCAAAUGUCUCUUGCCUUGAAAACCUAUAGGGUCACUACAAGUCAAUCCUAUAGGGUCAUCACAAGUCAACUGUGACUUAAUGGCAUAAUAUAUAUGUAUGUCCACAUGGCUGAGGCACCUUUUAUGCUAACAUGUAGGAAGUUACAGAAGGCAAUGCUUUGAGCUGUUCUUUUGUGGAUAGUUGCUACAUUUUUAUAGGCUAAUGAUCUUGCUGAUACUAGGCUUGUGCUUUUGUAGCUGGGGAGGCUGGUUUGCUUGGGCUGAGUUUUUAUGUUAUCGUUAUUUUAUGCUAUGCUGUUAUUUUUGCGUUGUUUUGUAAACUGCUACAUGUGUAGAACAAGUGGGAUAUAGAUCUUUUGAAUAAAAAUAAAAAUAAAUCAUGUUUCAACUGA